Molecule: messenger RNA, 636 nt
Organism: Diaporthe batatas
Lineage: Eukaryota; Fungi; Ascomycota; Sordariomycetes; Diaporthales; Diaporthaceae
Exons: 2
Coding region: 1-636 (211 amino acids)
Source: RefSeq, a predicted model, not a curated record
AUGCCCGACCAGCCUCCCACCACACAGGGUCAGCAACUUCUGCGCUGGGAUCCCAUCAACGAUGACGUACUCGAGGAGAUCUACAAAGCAGACCAGGCGAUAUACCCGGCGCCCCUGCUGACCUACGAGCGCAUGAGGAGCUGGGCCACCAGCUGCCCGGACCUCAGCAUCUGCCUGCGGCGGCACGACCCCGGGCACGAGCCCGCCGCGGAGGGACUGGUCAUCGUCCUACCGGUGGUGGAGGAGUACUGGGGCCGUCUUGUUGCGGGUGAGUUGAGAGAGCACGAUGUUGACCCCGACCGCAUGUUUCCACCAGCCGGUGCUGCUGCUGCUGUCGCCGACGGUCCUCUGGAGACGGUGCAGGUCGGUCUGCACGUGUUUCAUAUCGAGCGGGACCCUUCUGGCGGCAGGACGCCUGGAUUCACCCCCAAGGCUCUGGACGAAAUCCGAUCCCGGGUCGGUGAGAGGUUUCCCUCGUGGAGAAUCACGGGAUAUUCUGCCCUGACUGCCACCCCACAGGGAAACAGGGCGUUCAAGAGACUUGGCUUCACGUCUAGAUAUGUCGAGACCAAAGAUGACGGUGAUGAGGCCGAGAUGCUGGUGCGCGAGGGCAAUGGCGCAUUCAGCUCGCCGUGA